AUGGCACCAGACACGAAUUCCAUUGCGGGAUACGCCAUCUACAACAGCGCUGCGGCCGCUGAGUACAUUGAUCCCAAUCCCACCAAAAAUAGAGUUCCACAUCCACUCGACCAGCUCUCCGUACAGGAAGUCUGCGCCGUGACGGAGCUUGUCAAGGCGAAUUUUGGCAAUGUACGCAUGAAAUUCAAUACCAUCACUCUCCAUGAACCGACCAAGGCGUCGUACUUGGAAUUCCGGGACAAUCACGGACGGCGACCAGAGCGCGAGGCCUUUGUCAUUGUUUUUCUCGAGGGGUCUUGCCAUGUGACAGAAGUCAUUGCCAGCGUCACACGGAGAUGCAUCAUCUCGAGCAGAACGCUGGAAGAUGUGAUGCCAAUCCUCACACUGGAGGAUCUCGAUAUCUGCGAGAGAGUCGCCCGCGCUGAUUCUCGUGUGUUGGAGGUGUGCAAAGAGAUAGGGAUUUACAACAUGGAUGAAGUCUUUUUUGACGGAUGGGCAAUUGGCAUCGAUGAACGAUUUGGAUUUGACCGCCGUCUUCAACAAGGACUUGCCUAUUGGCGUAGUUCCAAAGUCGACAAUCAAUAUGCUCACCCGCUUGACUUUGUCGUGGUUAUCGAUACGGAAAGGGAGGAAGUCCUUCGCAUCGACAUCAAGGGGCACAAUGGGCAACGCGUACUCCCACCGCAGGCAAACCACAACUUUUUGCCGCAAUUCAUUGGUCACGAUUAUUUGACCAAUAGGCUGAAACCUCUCAACAUUACACAGCCGAGUGGUGUAUCGUUUACCAUGGACGGCAACCAUCUCUCUUGGGCUGGCUUCCACAUGCAUAUCGGUUUUAAUUACCGUGAGGGAAUUGUGAUUUCCGACGUGUGCGUGGACGAUAUGCACGAGAAGCGUCGCCGCAUGAUUUUUAACCGUUUGAGUGUGGCGGAGAUGCUUGUACCCUAUGGCAAUCCUGAAACCCCGCAUCACAGAAAGCAUGCCUUUGAUAUUGGUGAAUAUGGCAUGGGCUUCAUGACAAAUCCGCUCAAGGCUGGCUGUGAUUGCAAAGGAGCCAUCAAGUAUCUCGAUGCCAUCAUCUCGACGGGCAAAGGCGAAGCUGCAGUCGUCCCCAACGCCGUCUGCAUCCACGAAGAAGACAAUGGUCUUUUAUACAAACACACCGACUACCGCGAUGGGACAGUUGUAUGUGCACGGGACCGAAAGCUUGUGAUUUCGCAAAUUAUUACAGCUUCAAACUACGAAUACGCAUUCUAUCACAUAUUUUCCUUGGACGGCACAUACAAGCUCGAAGUCAAGUUGACAGGUAUUCUCAAUGUAUGGCCGCUAUAUGCAGGCGAAAGUGCCGGUCCGUAUGGAUCUCAAGUCGCCAAGUCACUCAACGCGCACAAUCAUCAGCAUAUCUUUUGCUUGAGAGUCGACCCUGCUAUUGAUGGUAAUCAGAAUACCGUGGUACAGAAUGAUGCAGUUUCCUCUGAGAUUCCCGUCGGGCAGGCCGGCAACUUGUACGGCAACGGAUUCUAUUGCAAGAAAACACCCAUCAGGUCUACCCGGGAUGGAGCUUGCGACUAUUCUCAUGAAACAAGUCGCACCUGGGACAUAAUCAAUCCCAACAAGAUCAACGCUGCCUCGGACAAACCCCCUGCCUACAAAAUCAUCAGCCGCGAAUCCCCGAUCUUGUUGUCGAAACCCGAUAGCCUCAUCUGGCGUCGGGCUGGAUUCGCUCGCCAUACCCUGUGGGUCACCAAGUACAAAGAAGGUCAACGAUACCCUGCUGGAGACUAUGUCUGCCAAUCGACCGGUCACCCAGGAUGGCCUGCCAAUGAGACAAUCGUUGACUGGACAGCAAAAGAUGAGAAUAUCGAGAACGAAGAUAUUGUCUGCUGGUUGCAGUUUGGCCUGACCCAUUUCCCGCGCACAGAGGAUUUUCCAAUCAUGCCGGCAGAGCCCGUUAGCAUCAUGCUCAGGGCAAGCAACUUCUUUGAGAAGAACCCGGCCUUGUGGGUGCCACCGACUACUGUGGACGUGGAUCGAGUAUCGAAAGAUCUGAACAAAUGUUGCGGAACAUCUCAAGUCACAGCAAGUGGUGACAGGGCCAUAUCGACUGCAUGUCGAUUGUGA
Messenger RNA from Pestalotiopsis fici W106-1, 2121 nucleotides. RefSeq lists its product as uncharacterized. Gene Ontology annotation, biological process: amine metabolic process. Lineage: Eukaryota; Fungi; Ascomycota; Sordariomycetes; Amphisphaeriales; Sporocadaceae. The transcript has 2 exons. The record is from RefSeq and is a predicted model, not a curated record. Gene Ontology annotation, molecular function: copper ion binding; primary methylamine oxidase activity; quinone binding. The coding region runs from base 1 to 2121 and encodes 706 amino acids.